Messenger RNA from Olea europaea var. sylvestris, 1223 nucleotides. Its product is annotated as ras-related protein Rab2BV-like. Gene Ontology annotation, molecular function: GTP binding; GTPase activity. The record is from RefSeq and is a predicted model, not a curated record. The transcript is spliced from 3 exons. Lineage: Eukaryota; Viridiplantae; Streptophyta; Magnoliopsida; Lamiales; Oleaceae. Gene Ontology annotation, cellular component: endosome. Bases 312 to 962 code for a protein of 216 amino acids.
UAUUAUUAAUUUUCAAAAUCAUCAAGAUUCUUCUACGUGUCCCCAUUUGUAUAAACUUCUUUGAAAUAUAAAUCAGAUAGUGACACCCCAUUACCCAAGUAUAGUUGCCGUUUCAAAUCUAUAGUAAUUGGCUUUUAUUUCUUUUUCUUUUUCAUUUCUUUGCUUAUUUCCUCUGGGCCCAGUUUGUGGAAACCAAUUCGUCCUUCUAAUUUGAAUUUUGAAUUUUCACACACCCAUUUUUUCAAUCCCAUCUCUCUUUUACGGUGUGUGAGGGAGAAGAAAAAAUAGAAAUAAAAUAAUUGUAGAGGGAAAUGGCGAAUAGAAUUGAUCAAGAGUAUGAUUAUCUUUUCAAGAUCGUGUUGAUUGGGGAUUCGGGUGUUGGGAAAUCCAAUAUUUUGUCCAGAUUUACCAGAAAUGAGUUCUGUUUGGAGUCUAAAUCCACCAUUGGAGUUGAGUUUGCCACCAAAACUCUUCAGAUAGAAGGAAAGACGGUGAAGGCCCAAAUAUGGGACACGGCAGGGCAGGAGAGGUACCGAGCCAUUACAAGUGCCUACUACAGAGGGGCUGUUGGGGCACUCCUUGUUUAUGACAUAACCAAGAGACAAACCUUUGACAACAUCCAAAGGUGGCUCCGGGAAUUGAGAGAGCACGCAGACUCUAACAUUGUCAUCAUGAUGGCCGGAAACAAAUCCGAUCUUAACCAUCUAAGAGCCGUUGCAGAUCAUGAUGGUCAAACUUUGGCUGAGACGGAAGGACUCUCGUUCCUUGAAACGUCGGCACUUGAAGCAUAUAAUGUCGAUAAAGCUUUCCAGUCUAUUUUGACAGAAAUAUACCAAAUCAUCAGCAAGAAGGCACUGGCAGCCCAGGAAGCAGCGGCUGCUACUGCACUCCCCGGUCAGGGUACCACAAUCAACGUCGGCGAGUAUGGAAAUACCAAGAGGGGUGGCUGCUGUUCAACUUGAAUUUAGUUCUCCAAGAAGGAUCUCAAAAUUGGUAGCAAAUUUCAUUUUCUUCUAAUUAUUAUUAUUUUUUUUCCGUCUUCUGGGGCAAGAGAGUCUUGUGAAUACUUUCUUACUACAUUGCGACAGGAAAAGGAUAUGUUUACUGGUUUAGGAAGUGUAGUAUCUAUUUUGGAUUGUGAUUUCUGGUUUUAUCAUUUUUCUUGUAAUAAAAAGACACAUUACAUUUUUUUUUCUUGCCUUAACUCAGAUUUAAUUAAUUCU